CGAGGGACUCCGCUCAGAAUUCACCCCUCGAGGCCCAGAUUCACACACACACUCCGGACUGAGCUCUGCCGUAGCCAUGCCAACCACCGUACUGGGAUUGCUGGGAGUUUUGCUCUGUGCAGCUGCCGUUAGUUCUGAGGUCACACCACAGACAGACUUCGACAUCAAGGGGGUGGCUGGGAAAUGGUACCUGAUCGGUUUUGCCACCAAUGCCGAGUGGUUUGUCACCCGUAAGGCGCACAUGAAGAUGGGCAUCGCCGUGCUGACACCGACCGAUGAAGGAGAUCUGGAGAUGGCUUAUUCCAGUCUCAAAUCGGAUGGCACAUGCUGGAAGAUGAACCAUCUCGCUCAGAAGUCUGCUGUUCCUGGAGUGUUCAGCUUCCGCAGUGACCGCUGGGAGACUGAUAAUCACAUGUCCAUUGUUGAUGUGAAGUAUGAUGAGUUUGCUUUGAUCCACACUGUGAAGACCAAGGCCGGCUCCUCCACAGUGCUCGACAAACUCUACGGCCGAACACCCGACCUGAGCCAGGACGUCUUGGACAAGUUCACUACGUUUUCUCUGGAGCAAGGCAUUCUGCCGGAGAACAUCGCCCUCCUGCCUAAGAAUGACGAGUGCCCUUGAUCUGCUGAGUUGAAGAUCCUCUCUGAUUCCUGACUCAUGACUGUAGUGAAACAUUUAGUGUGCCCUCUAGUGUUACACUCUCAUAUCAGUCCCUUUAU
Messenger RNA from Rhinichthys klamathensis goyatoka, 720 nucleotides. Its product is annotated as Lipocalin-like. The transcript is spliced from 6 exons. Gene Ontology annotation, molecular function: small molecule binding. The record is from RefSeq and is a predicted model, not a curated record. The coding region runs from base 77 to 622 and encodes 181 amino acids. NCBI's taxonomy places the organism in Eukaryota, Metazoa, Chordata, Actinopteri, Cypriniformes, Leuciscidae.